Molecule: messenger RNA, 1343 nt
Organism: Papaver somniferum (opium poppy)
Lineage: Eukaryota; Viridiplantae; Streptophyta; Magnoliopsida; Ranunculales; Papaveraceae
Product: omega-amidase, chloroplastic-like
Exons: 11
Coding region: 1-1152 (383 amino acids)
Biological process (GO): oxaloacetate metabolic process; L-glutamine metabolic process
Cellular component (GO): mitochondrion
Molecular function (GO): omega-amidase activity
Source: RefSeq, a predicted model, not a curated record
AUGGAUACAUACAUUGUCCUAACUUUGCAACCUCGGGAAAGGAAAAGCAUUGUUACUGCAGCUAUGUUGGAUGAAUUGCAAGAGCAUGUUGAAUUCAUUGACAUGGAAAAUGUUUUAAAUUUCAGUUCUUCUCUUCUAAAAAAAGUUCCACUGAUUCUUUCAGAACCCCUUUGUUCACAGCAAUUCAAAGUAUUGAUUUCAUCAGUAAUUUUACUCAAAGAAUCAAAUUUCAUUAAUGGGUUAUAUGCUGAACAAUCCCGGGUUCCUCCAAGUCUUCAAUUGCCUAUCUCCCCUGUAACCAAGUUCAAGAUUGCUCUUUGUCAAUUAUCAGUCACCGCUGAUAGGAAGCGAAGCAUUGCGCAUGCUUGUAAAGCGAUCGAGGAAGCUGUGGAGAAAGGGGCUCAAUUUGUUGUCUUGCCUGAAAUAUGGAAUAGUCCAUAUGCAAAUGAUAGCUUUCCGGUGUAUGCUGAGGAUAUUGAUGCUGGUAGUGAUGCGUCUCCUUCAACGGCGAUGUUGUCUGAAGUUGCUCGCAAUCUCAAGGUCACAAUAGUUGGUGGUUCUAUACCAGAACGAUGUGGCGAUAAGUUGUAUAGUACGUGUUUUGUGUUUGGGAAAGACGGAAAGUUGCUGGCUAAGCACAGAAAGGUACAUCUAUUUGAUAUUGAUAUUCCUGGGAAGAUUACUUUCAUGGAAUCUAAAACUCUGACUGCUGGGGAGAAUCCUACUAUUGUCGAUACAGAUGUUGGACGUAUUGGUAUAGGUAUUUGCUAUGAUAUUAGGUUCCAAGAACUAACAAUGCUGUAUGCAGCAAGAGGUGCACAUUUGAUAUGCUAUCCUGGGGCAUUCAAUAUGACAACAGGGCCCUUACAAUGGGAGUUAUUGCAAAGGGCAAGAGCUGUAGAUAAUCAGUUAUAUGUAGCGACUUGUUCUCCUGCCCGAGAUGCUGGUGCAGGUUACGUUGCUUGGGGUCAUUCUACCCUUGUUGGUCCUUUUGGAGAAGUCCUUGCUACGACUGAACAUGAUGAAGCUAUAAUCAUAGGAGAGAUCGACUAUUCACUGAUUGAGCUCAGAAGAACGAACCUUCCAUUAGAGAAGCAAAGGAGGGGGGAUUUGUACCAAUUGGUUGAUGUACAGAGGCAGAAUCAUCAGUAAACUCUAAGAAUUUCUUGAAACCAAUGUGAAUGUGUUAAGAUGAAUUGGGCAUGGUAACAACACCAUCUCUGGACUGUUCAACACUAGCCUCUUCCUACAAACAUUCAAAAACAAUUUUUUCACAAAUAAUUGGUUUUCCUGAACCUUGUGUUGUCGCAUAAUUAUAAAAGUAUUCUGAGGUUUUGAAUAAA